Messenger RNA from Coffea eugenioides, 1675 nucleotides. Its product is annotated as L-ascorbate oxidase homolog. The transcript has a single exon. Bases 1 to 1674 code for a protein of 557 amino acids. The record is from RefSeq and is a predicted model, not a curated record. Gene Ontology annotation, molecular function: oxidoreductase activity; copper ion binding. NCBI's taxonomy places the organism in Eukaryota, Viridiplantae, Streptophyta, Magnoliopsida, Gentianales, Rubiaceae.
AUGGAAAGAGUGACCUUGGUGGCUUUGUUGCUCUGCCUCUCUGCUGGGGCCUUGUUGGUGCAAGCAGAAGAUCCGUAUCUUUUCUUUGAUUGGAAGGUCACAUACGGCACGAUAGCUCCUCUGGGUGUCCCUCAACAGGGUAUCCUUAUCAAUGGACAGUUCCCAGGGCCUAGGAUAAAUUGCACUUCCAACAACAACAUUGUCGUCAAUGUCUUCAAUCAACUAGACGAGCCAUUGCUUUUGACUUGGGCAGGAGUCCAGCAGAGGAAGAACUCUUGGCAGGAUGGCACCUUGGGUACAAUGUGCCCAAUUCUGCCCGGACAGAACUACACCUAUCAUUUCCAAGUCAAGGAUCAGAUUGGAAGCUAUUUCUACUACCCUACUGUAGGCUUACAAAAGGCGGCCGGUGGCAUGGGUCCUCUGAACGUCCACAGUCGUGACCUCAUCCCCGUUCCCUUUGACAGGCCUGCAGAUGAGUACAACGUUCUAGUUGGCGACUGGUACACCAAAGGCCACAAGGCCUUGAAGAACAUGUUGGACAGCGGUCGAUCACUUGGCAGGCCCGACGGCAUUCAAAUCAAUGGCAAAUCUGCCAAGGUGGGUGACAAUGUUGAGCCCCUUUUCACCAUGGAGCCUGGAAAGACCUACAGAUAUCGGGUAUGCAACGUAGGGUUGAAAACCUCCAUCAACUUCAGGAUCCAAGGCCACCCCUUGAAACUCGUAGAGAUAGAGGGUUCUCACACCGUCCAGUAUGAUUUCGAUUCCCUUGACGUUCACGUUGGCCAGUGCCUUUCUGUCUUGGUCACCGCCGACAAAGAGCCCAAGGACUACUAUUUUGUAGCUUCCAGCAGGUUCAUCAAGGUGCCACUCUCCUCGGUAGGCAUCAUCCGUUACACCAACGGGAAAGGCCCUGCCUCUCCUGAGCUCCCACCUUCCGCACCGGUAGGCUCAGCAGGCAUUGCAUGGUCCAUGAAUCAGUUCCGCUCAUUCCGAUGGAAUCUCACUGCCAGUGCUGCUCGUCCCAAUCCUCAAGGCUCCUACCAUUAUGGCCAAAUCAACAUCACUCGCACCAUUAAGCUCGUCAACUCUGAGUCUCGUGUUGGGGGAAAGCUUCGUUAUGCGAUCAACGGUGUCUCCCACAUAGACACCCCAACUCCAUUGAAGCAUGCAGAGUAUUUUGGUGUCGCUGACAAGCUGUUCCAAUAUAACCUUGUCAAGGAUGACGGAUCGGCAGUCAACACCCCAGCGCCGACCAUCGCCCCAAGUGUGCUGAACGCUACUUUCCGCAACUUCGUGGAGAUCAUCUUUGAGAACCACGAGAAGACCAUCCAGACAUACAAUCUUGAUGGCUACUCCUUCUUUGCAGUGGCAGUUGAACCGGGAACAUGGAGCCCGGAGAAGAGGAAAAACUACAACCUCCUUGAUGCCAUAAGCAGGCACAACGUUCAAGUUUACCCAGGGUCCUGGGCAGCCAUCAUGACAACUCUUGAUAAUGCUGGAAUGUGGAACUUGAGGUCAGACAUGCAGCAUAGAGCUUACCUAGGCCAGCAACUCUAUUUCAGUGUCUUAUCCCCUGCACGCUCCUUGAGAGAUGAAUACAACCUUCCUGACAACCAGCCGUUGUGCGGUGGAAUUGUGGAGAAGUUGCCAUUGCCCGCUCCAUACACAGCUUAAU